UGUCUAGUUACUCCCAGUCAGCCCACGCUAGCUGGGCCAGGGGAGGGGUUAUUCCGCUCGUCAGUAAGGGAAAGUUGGCUGCGCUGGAACAAACCUCAAUACCGUGUAGUGGCCAUGAAACGCGAUUUCUAGUCUCCGAUAAAGAGAUUUGUUUCUUUUUUUUUGUCCCUGUAGAGCAAUACUUGGAGAGUAGUAGAUUCUUCUAGCUGAAUUCCCUGUGGAAAGGUAAACCUGUUGCCUGCCUGCGUCGCCGACUGCUAUCCGAGAUGUUGCUUUGUGGAUGGGAUGGCGUCCGGUCCCGUCGGUGUGCGCACUCUUAGCGUCGUCGGAGCACGAACAUUUCCCUUCCAACAGAUUUUGUAGCUCUUCUUGCCUGGGAAGAUGCAUGUGUCUCUAGCAGAAGCUCUGGAGGUUCGAGGAGGUCCGCUCCAGGAGGAGGAGGUCUGGGCAGUCCUCAGCCAGAGUGCAGAGAGCCUCCAGGAACUCUUUCACAAAGACCCUGCAGCAAUGGGCUUCAUCAUCUCUCCCUGGUCUCUCCUGCUCAUGCCCUCUGGCAGCAUCUCAUUCACAGACGAGUAUGUCACCCAGCAGGACUUAAGAGCCUUUACAGCUCCAGAGGUGCUUGGAGGGGUCUCCAUGGAUUCAGUCUCCGACAUAGAGAAGAUGCACAUGUACUCUCUGGGGAUGACCCUGUUCUGGGGAGCAGACUAUGAGAUCCCCCAAAGUCAGCCUAUGAAGCUGGGGGAACACCUAAACAGCCUGCUUCUCAACAUGGCUGAUGAUGUUACAUUAAGUCGAAUGUCUCUGCGCACGGUGCUGGACAUCUGCAGCAGACACAUCAGAAACUCCAGUUGUGAGCCUCCCUUCUCCUAUAUCAGAAAACUGGUCCGGUUGGUUCUGGGCAGUCUUUCUCAGCUGGACGGCCUUCUGACUGAUAGAGAAUCUCUUCCGGAGCGGAGUAAAGAGAUUCGGGAGAGACUCAGGGGCAAAGGCUUGCCGUCAGGGAGGAGUGCCGCCCCCAGAGUUCUGGAGCGCUACCGAGCCAGGACUCAGGAGCAGACGUCUCUUAAUCGGGGCCUCAGUCGUUCCAUGGGGUCCCUGCCAAUCCAGGGCCUGUUGAAGGGGGAUAGGGGGGCAGACCUUCAAUAUUCCCUGACUGACUAUCACCCCAACUCUGAUUUGCCAACAGAUCUCCAUCCCAAUACUCCCUCUUACCAACAACAGCUUGCCUAUCCCUAUCUACACCCUCUUCACCCCCAGCAAAAAGGCCGGCCCGUGGAACUGGACCGGAGGUCUUUACCUUUCCAUGGUGGGGAUCUGGGUUCUAGUCAGGCCAGGAAGACCUGGGCUUCCUCUGUGGACUUGGCUUAUAUUGACCCUGAGGCUCUUCGUUUUGGGGCAUUAGAGGAUGCCCGAAGGGGCAGCAGUGCCUUAAGUACCCAAUCUAUAGGCAGGCGCAUCCAGGCACCCAGGGAGAGGGAUUCUGGCUACCUUGAGUUGGACAGGAUAAAGGAGAGGCAGAGAAAACUUCAGGUGCUAAGGCAAGCAGUAGAUGACCCAGUUCACACCCACCAGAGGUAUCACAGUGAUUACAGUUCAUCCAGUGAAAGCCCCUCAGUGACCUCCUCAGAUCCAGACUACAGACAAGCUAAGAAGCCAAACGAGAUGAGGAGGUUUGGCUCCCAGCAGGCGCUUCCAUCUGAACGCGAUUCCCUGUCACACAGGCAGUAUGAGGGGGCUGAUGAAGAGCUGGUUGGAGCUGAGCUUCUCCUGCAGAAGCAGGAAGAAGAGGUGCAGCGACUUCAGGCCCACCUGGCCAGCAGGCUGUCCAGGGCCAAUGUCUACCCCACAGAUGACCCCCUGUAUCCAUCUCACACAUCCAUGCUUGACCUCCCAGACUCUUCUGGUCAACUCCGCAAACCCAAGAUCUUCCACGGGCCUGAGUUUGUGAAGAUGGCCAGUGAGCCCUGUGUUUCCUUAACUGUUCCCUCUUCAAUAAUGAAACGUGGGAAGGUGGAGGAAGUGCAGAGAAAGGUGGGUGUGGUGCUGCUGAAUGGCCAAAAGCUGGAGCUGAGUUGUGACGUCAAGGCAGUGUGUAAAGACGUUCUCGAUAUGGUGGUAGCCCACACCGGGCUUGUGGAGCACCAUUUCUUCAGCCUAGCAUACCUCAGAGAAAAUGAGUUUUUCUUCGUUGAUCCUGAUGCCAAACUGAUUAAACUGGCCCCAGAAGGAUGGAAGGAGGAUCCGAGGAAAAAGAAAUCUGAUGUGCCUUUUAACCUUUUUUUGCGCAUCAAAUUCUUCCUUGAUGAUGUCAACCUCAUACAGCAUCCUAUGACCAAACAUCAGUACUACCUACAGCUGAGGAAGGAUAUCUUGGAGGAGAGGUUGCACUGCGACACAGAAAAUGCCAUGUUGCUGGCUUCACUGGCACUGCAGGCUGAGUUCAGUGACUACCAGCCUGAGCUUCAUGGGAAGACCUAUUUCAGAGUGGAGCACUACCUGCCAGGGUCUGUUCUGGAUAAGGCGGACCAGACGACCAUCAAGGAAGAGCUGCUCAAACUUCACAGCAGCUACUAUGGAGCAUCUGAGUCAGAGGCAGAGUACGAGUUCCUCAAGGUGAGCCAGAGGCUGACAGAGUAUGGAGUCCAUUUCCAUCGAGUGCUUCCUGAGAAGAGGUCCCAGACGGGCAUCUUGCUUGGUGUUUGCUCCAAAGGGGUGCUGAUCUUUGAGGUCCUUAAUGGAAUUCGAACCGCGGUGCUAAGGUUCCCUUGGAGGGAGACAAAGAAGAUUUCCUUUACAAAAAAGAAGAUUUGCCUUCAGAACACAUCAGAUGGGAUUAAGCAUCAGUUUCAGGCAGACAGCAAGACGUGUCAGUAUCUGCUCCAGCUGUGCUCCGAUCAGCACAAGUUCCACUUGCAGACGAAGGCCCGACAGAACAGCCAGGAGCUGCAGGACCUAGAGAACUCCCCCUUGAGCAAUUUGCAGUAUUCUCUUGACCCUCGGAGUGUGGACUCCAUGGGGAGGCCAGGUAGCCUGGCCAGUUUAUCAACACGCUCUAACCCAGAACACCUGAAGAGGAUCUCCUACUCAGAGGCAGCGCUCAGCAAGGCACCAUCUGGCCCAAUAUUAGUCCAAGAUGACCUUCACUUUCCAGGUUUCAAUCCAGUGGCCUCCACGGUCCUUUCCAAUCCACGGAUAAUGAGCCGCUCCCAUCAAAACCUUGAACAGAUGCCAGAGUCUCCAGAGUACCGAAUGGCAAAGCCAUAUCAUGGCCAGUUGCACAGCAGACUGGGUCAGCCACAGCCCAAUCAAGGGGCUUCCCACUUCCAGCAGCACCAGCGAGCCAGCUCGGACACAGACUCCCUGGCACGCCAACAGGACAGGUCACUGGGUACAAUGUCCCACAGCAGCACAUCCUGGAGCAUUAGCCAGUCCAAAAAGGAAUCAGACUCUUCCUCCAUAGAGGAUACUGACCACGCAUAUGUAGUAGGAGUCAGUAUGCACAGCUCCUCUGGCCCGCCUUCAUCCCCAACCUCUAUUAAUGAUUCGUUCAAGAAAAAGCUCAAUGCCUUACUGUCUCCGGAGAGAGAAAUCACAACUGUAAACCUGAAGAAAGAUGUGAAAUAUGGCCUGGGGUUCCAGGUUGUAGGAGGGGAGAACUCUGGCCGUAUGGAUCUUGGUACCAUCAUUAGCUCCAUCACUCCCGGAGGUCCUGCUGAUGUCAACGGCUGUCUCAAACCUGGUGACCGGCUUAUCUCAGUGAAUGAUGUAAACCUGGAAGGGCUCCCUCAUGCCGCCACUGUUGAUAUCCUUCAGAAUACUCCUGAUGAUGUGACUCUGGUGGUGUCGCAGCCCAAAGAGAGGCUUCACAAAGGCUAUAUUCCCUACCCAGCAAAGUCGCUUAACUCAGCCCAGAGACGUGAACUAGAAUUGGAUACCUCAUCAGAGGAGCAUGCAGGAACAGGAAGCACCAGCCCUCCUCUCCACAGUGCUAGCCCAUCAUCCUCCACCUCUUCCCCAGUCCACCAGCACACCAGCCUCAGCCCUCAGGGCUCUAGGAGUACCAACAUUGCCAAAAUCAGCCAACCCCCUGCUAAUGGAGUUCAUCAGUGCCUUGAAAGAGCUACGGCUGUUGCCUCUGCAGCUUCCAUUGUCCCGCGUCAGAGAACAGAACCUAACACGGGUUUGGAUCCUACACCACCAGCUCUACCGCCCAAAACUAGAAGAGUUAAAUUGUCAGAAGCUCCCAAAGUUUCUGAGCAUUUAGACCGGUUGGAUUCAGACAUGGAUGUGGAGACAUAUUCCAGUAGUCAAGAGAAACUCAAAGUCAAAAAGGAAUACAACAUGGAAAAUUUAAAUGGUAAUGCCCCAGGGGUCAAUAGUCUCCGUCCAGGAGAACUAUUUGACAUUGAGCUGUCCAAAAAAGACAGCGGCCUGGGCAUAAGUGUCACGGGGGGAGUCAACACGACUGUCAAACAUGGAGGCAUCUAUGUCAAAACCAUCAUACCAGGAGGAGCAGCGGAGCUCGAUGGAAGGAUACAGAAAGGUGAUCGUGUGGUUGCUGUCAAUGGAAGAAGUCUGGAGGGAGCCACUCAUGAGCAAGCGGUAGAGGCUCUCAGAGACACUGGGCAGACAGUGCACUUGUUGCUGGAGAAGGGUCAGCUGCCUUUAGACAGCGUGCAUGCUCCGGUAACACCUCAGAUCACUCCACCAUCUGCUGGCAGCAACCGAGACCAGACCAAGAACAAAGAACAAGCACAUGAGGCCAAAGAAAAGCCAGAGUACAGCUUUGUCACACAAGAUAACGUGUUUGACGUGUGUCUGCUGAAGAACACAUCAGGGCUGGGUUUCAGCUUUAGUCGAGAGGAGAACAUUCCUGACGAACCCUCUGGCUCCAGCAUGGUGCGGGUUAAAAAGCUGUUCCCCGGCCAACCAGCUGCAGAGAGCGGUCGCAUCAACGUAGGUGAUGUUAUCCUGCGAGUCAAUCAAACUCCCCUCAAAGGACUCUCGCAACAUGAGGUGAUAUCAGCCUUGCGAGGAACAGGACAGGAGGUGACUUUGCUCCUCUGUAGACCUGAACCCGGUGUUCUCCCUGAGAUGGACACUUCAGCUAUAACACCCAAGCCAUUACCCAGAAAGGGGCCAGUGACCCAGACAGAACCCAGCCUGAACAUAGGCACGACAACUUCAUCUCCAGAUACAAAAGGCAAAAAGAGUCAGGGCGUCGUGGAAGAGGCCCUGGGGAGGCUGCUGAGCAAAACCCCUGGUCGACGCAACAGCUACAGUGACAGUACUGAUGGCGAUGAAGAGGUGGAAGAAGCCUUCAGCCCGAGCUCUCUGGAGCACAGCAGGCAAUCAUGGGAGAGGAGUGUCUACCAGACCCCCAGUAGUAACCUGGGACUGGGACGCUAUAACAGCACUGAUCAACUGAACAGCAGCAUCCACUCCGCCUUCUAUUCCCCAGACCUGUCAAUGACUAGGUCAGACAUCAGUAAGGGACAUUCUUUGUCCCCGGUGACAACGGAUCUGGGUUCAUCCCCCCAGCUUUCACUGUCUUCUCCUUCUGCACCAAGUCCAGAUCCACUGCCCCCUCCACUGCCUCUGCCCUUAAACCUCACCAUGUCCAGCAAUGGACAGGGCAUGGAAGACUUUGUCCCGGAAGUAGUGUUGCACGUCUCCUUGAUGAAGUCAGAAAAAGGCAGCCUGGGCUUUACCCUCACCAAAGGUAAUGAUCAAGGUUGUUACAUCCAUGACAUCGUCCAGGAUCCAGCCAAAGGGGAUGGAAGACUCAGGUCCGGGGACAGAAUGAUUAUGGUGAAUAACACAGAUGUGAGCAAUAUGGGCCACACUGAGGUGGUCACUCUUGUGCGUGCUGCCCCUCGGAUGGUUGACUUAGUGGUAGGGAGGGUCUUGGAGGCUCCCAAGCCCCCCAUUGACGCUUACUUGCUGCCUGACAUUUGUUUCAAGGACAACCAAGAGCCACUGGGUUUGGUACUGGACGGUGGUAGCGACAGUGUGUAUGGGGUUUUGUAUGUGAGAGACAUCCUGCCAGGCUCACUGGCCUUUAAGGAGGGCAGCUUGAGACCACUUGAUCUAAUCCACUACAUCAAUGGCGCUCCAACCCAGGACCUGACUCUUAAUGAGAACAUGAGACUGCUGGAGCUCUCCCUGGCCGACCUCGCGCUCAAGGCCACGAGGGAUGGAAUGCCUGUUUUUCCAGCGCAUCAAAAUGUCUCUUUUCUCAGUAACAACUUUAGCCCCAAGGUUUCAUCCAGCACAAAUGGGUUUCUUCAAGGAGAAGAUUCACAAGAUACAGAUUCUCUCGCAGGAUUUUGUCCUUUAGAGGAGGAGAUAAUAAAACUGGAUCUGGAGAAGCCGCCAUCUGGAGGUCUGGGUUUCUCUGUGAUUGGAGGGGAAAGGGGGAUCUUUGUCAAGUCCAUCACACCAGGAGGGGUAGCAGAGUCGUCAGGCAGGCUGCAAGUUGGAGACAGGCUGCUGAAAGUGAAUGAAGAAACAAUGACAGGUGUGUCCCACACCAAAGCUGUCACCACCAUCCGCAAAACUAGAGGUCUGGUGCAUCUUAUGGUCUCCAGACCGCCAGACCAGACCCCCAGUACAUACCUGAGCUAUCUGCCCAUCAACUCUGACAAGUGCAAUGGAAAUACAGAUCUGAGUGAGGACAGUGGAGUAAAAUCUAAGCUGCGUACGCCACUCAAUGAGCUGAAAUCUGGGGGCCCCCCUUUCAUACCACCAAUAGACUAUGGCGAUGGUCCACUGGAGCAGAGAAGGGAUACGGAGCACAGCGACGAAUUUUCUGAGGACACGGACUGUGAUGGCUCUUCUUUACCUGAUGACUCCCCUGAGAGUUCCCGGAAAGCGGAAUGGCUAGAGGAAAGUGUUGACAAUCACAGGAAUGAAGGCUAUCUGCAAAUGACUGCUGGACAGCCAGAGGAAGAUGAAAUCACAUGGGGAAGUGAUGAGCUACCUAUUGAAAACAUGAACUCCAAAUCAAGCCAUGACAGGCCACUCAUCACAGAGGAUGAGCUGACCUCCUUGCCCCUCGUCAAGGUGGUCCCUGAUGGUCAGUACACGGGAGCAAAGCUCAACACUGUGGUCCAGAUGAUGAGGGGGCUUCUGGAGCAGAAAGUCCCGCUGCAGGAGUUUGACAAUCUUCAGAAUCUGCAGCCACUGGACGACUGUUUAAUAGGUCAGACGCAGGAGAACAAGAGGAAGAAUCGCUACAGGAAUAUUGUUCCCUUCGACACAACUCGAGUUGUACUGGGCAAAGAUGGGGGUUACAUCAACGCCAACUUCAUCAAGAUGCCAGUGAAGGAUGAGUACUUCAUGUACAUCGCCUGUCAAGGACCUUUACCGACCACACUGGGUGACUUUUGGCAAAUGGUCUGGGAGCAGAAGUCCAAUGUGAUCGCCAUGAUGACCCAGGAAGUCGAGGGGGGUAAAGUGAAAUGUCAGCGAUACUGGCCGGACACGCCAAGGACAGCAGAGAUGGUGGACGACAGGUUACAGAUCAUGCUGAUCAAAGACCAGUGUCUGGACCACUUUGUCAUCCGACUCAUUGAGGUCAAAGAUGUGCAGACUAAUGAGGUACAGCUUGUAACUCAUCUCAACUACACGGGGUGGCCCGACCAUGGAACACCCUCCCAACCUGAGCAGCUGCUCACUUUCAUUUCCUAUAUGAGGCACGUUCACCAAUCAGGGCCUAUAAUCACACACUGCAGUGCAGGCAUUGGUCGAUCGGGAACCCUCAUCUGUAUAGAUGUGGUUCUGGGUCUCAUCAGUAAAGAUGCUGAUUUUGAUAUUUCAGAUGUUGUUAGAAACAUGAGGCUUCAGAGACAUGGAAUGGUUCAGACAGAGGACCAGUAUAUUUUCUGCUAUCAAGUGAUCCUCUAUGUCCUCAGAUGCCUUCAAGCAGAGGAAAACAUCUCAGGAUAACGGGCGCAAAGUAUCAUCACCAUUGUGUAGAGGCUGGGUGACUGUUUCACAAUAGAACAAAAACAGUUGACACAGGCAGAAAUUGCCAAAUUACAGUACUUUUUAAAAACAAAGCCCUAGAAUAUUCCAUUUCUUGAGAGUAAGUCAUUUAAAGAAGUCUAUAUUUUUAUUAUUGCUUUUAGAGUUCUCUCUCUCUUUGGCUGCUACUCCCUUACAAUGCAUCUAUGAGAACUGCUGAUUGUAUUCUUAUUGUCACCUACAAGAGAACACUAAUGGUUUUUUCCACAGUUUUUUUGGAUUUUCAUAAAUAAUUAUGAAACUUAUAAGUGGUCUCUAUUUUAUGUGGAACAAAAUUCUACUUGUGUAUUUUGAAUCCUGUUUUAAUGCUGGACAAUUCCUUGACAGAAUACUAUGUCAGUAUUUGCUUUGUAAAUCUAUUAUAUAGUAGUUGCUCACUGCCUUGGAUAAAUGAUGAAAUUAAAAGUGUAUAUAUUCAUUUCUUGAAAAUUAAACUGGAUACAUUUUAAA
This is a messenger RNA of Monopterus albus (swamp eel), 8481 nucleotides long. RefSeq names its product protein tyrosine phosphatase non-receptor type 13 (gene ptpn13). Lineage: Eukaryota; Metazoa; Chordata; Actinopteri; Synbranchiformes; Synbranchidae. Gene Ontology annotation, molecular function: protein tyrosine phosphatase activity; phosphatidylinositol 3-kinase regulatory subunit binding. Gene Ontology annotation, cellular component: cytoskeleton; nucleus; cytoplasm. Gene Ontology annotation, biological process: peptidyl-tyrosine dephosphorylation. The record is from RefSeq and is a predicted model, not a curated record.